CCGGAGAUUAGGGACAGUGGAAUUUCACAUUUGCUACCCAGCAGCAGCAGCAGCAGCCGUAUCUGGUUGUUUCAGCAGAAGGGGCAGAGUCCACAGGCAGGGAAUACGCUGACUUUAUAGGUGGGGAAGAAUUCCCCAGUCGGGCAUACAGGCGUCUACACACAGGGAAAGACGACGGGCAUCCCAGCUCUUCGGGAGGAUUUCCAGGGGAAAGGAGAGGAUCUUGAGAAAGAAGCAGGGUUUUACUUCAGUGACUUUUCCUCCAUUUCACAUCUGUGGAAAGCCGUUCGUGACGCAUCUUUGCCUGACUGCAGUUCACCUACUUGAGUUUAUUCCAGCCCUCUUUCACUACCGCGAGUAAAAGGAUUUGGUUGCCAUGGUGAAGGAAAAAGUGGCCCACCCUCAGGAUCCUCACCACACCCCCGAGAAGCCCGCCAUCCACUGCCACAAGUGUGGGGAGCCGUGCAAGGGAGAAGUGCUGCGCGUCCAGGCCAGGCAUUUCCACAUCAAGUGCUUCACCUGCAAAGUGUGCGGCUGUGACCUGGCCCAGGGGGGCUUCUUCAUUAAGAACGGAGACUACCUGUGCACUCUGGAUUACCAGCGGAUGUACGGCACCCGCUGCAAUGGCUGCGGGGAAUUUGUGGAGGGAGAAGUGGUGACCGCCCUGGGGAAGACCUACCACCCCACCUGCUUCGCCUGCACUGUGUGCAAGCGCCCAUUUCCACCUGGAGACAGGGUUACCUUCAAUGGGAGGGACUGUCUGUGUCAACUCUGUGCCCAGCCGAUGUCCGCCAGCCCUAAAGAAGUUUCAAGUUCAAGCAGUUGUGCUGGCUGUGGAAGAGACAUUAAGAAUGGCCAGGCAUUGCUGGCCCUGGAUAAACAAUGGCAUCUGGGAUGCUUCAAGUGCAAGUCUUGUGGGAAAGUGCUCACUGGAGAAUAUAUCAGCAAGGAUGGUGCCCCUUACUGCGAAAAGGAUUAUCAGGUGCUCUUUGGGGUCAAAUGUGAAGCAUGUCACCAGUUCAUCACCGGGAAAGUUCUAGAGGCAGGAGACAAGCAUUAUCACCCGAGCUGUGCACGAUGCAGCAGAUGCAAUCAGAUGUUCACAGAAGGAGAGGAAAUGUAUCUUCAAGGUUCCACAGUCUGGCAUCCGGACUGUAAGCAGUCCACUAAGGCAGAAGAAAAGCUUCGGCCCCUAAAUGUUCCUCGUUCCUCAUCUGAUUUCUUUUACCCUAAAAGUCUGAUUCGCCGUACACGAUGGUCUCCGCAGCCAACCAGAACGUCCUCUGAAAGCAUCUACUCCAGACCAGGCUCAAGUAUCCCUGGCUCACCUGGCCAUACUAUCUAUGCAAAAGUAGACAAUGAGAUCCUUGACUAUAAGGAUUUAGCCGCCAUUCCCAAAGUAAAGGCUAUUUAUGACAUUGAACGUCCAGAUCUUAUCACCUAUGAGCCAGUCUACACUUCCACCUAUGAAGACAAACAAGAAAGGCAGAGCCUUGGAGAGUCUCCAAGGACUUUAUCGCCUACACCAUCUGCGGAGGGUUAUCAGGAUGUUCGAGAUCGCAUGAUCCAAAGAUCCACCAGUCAAGGCUCCAUUAACUCUCCGGUGUACAGCCGCCACAGCUACACACCGACAAUGUCUCGCUCUCCCCAGCAUUUCCACAGACCUGAGCUGCUUUCUCCUGGUGUGCAGCGGUUGUCAUACCUGCGCACUAGAAGUCUCAGCUCCACCCACAAUGACUCCCGCCCUAACUCCCCAUUCCGACACCACUUCAUUCCCCAUGUGAAAGCUUCUCUCUUCACUGGCAAUGAGCCAUCCAGCGGCCGGAACUCCCCUGUCCCUUAUCGGCCAGACAGCCGCCCUCUAACUCCAACUUACGCUCAGGCCCCUAAACAUUUCCAUGUUCCAGAUCAGGGGAUCAACAUGUAUCGGAAGCCGCCUAUCUACAAACAACAUGCUGCCCUAGCAGCCCAGAACAAGUCUUCUGAGGAUAUCAUCAAGUUCUCCAAGUUCCCAGCAGCCCAGGCUCCAGACCCCAGCGAGGUACCAAAGAUUGAGUCGGACCACUGGCCAGGUCCCCCUUCACUUGCUGCCGUAGGAACGGACAUGAGACGCAGAUCAAGCGGCAGAGAAGAUGAUGAUGAGGAACUACAGAGACGCAGGCAGCUUCAAGAAGAACAGCUAAUGAAGCUCAACUCGGGCCUGGGACAAUUGAUACUGAAAGAAGAAAUGGAAAAGGAGUCCCGAGACAAGCCAUACCUUUCAGCCAGUCGUUAUGAUUCUCCAAUUAAUGCAUCUCCACAUACUUUGUCAUCUAAAACCUCCUCUCUCCCUGGUUAUGGAAGAAAUGGACUUCAUAGGCCUGUCUCUACAGAUUUUGCCCAGUAUAAUAGCUAUGGUGACGUCAGCGGUGGUGUUCGAGAUUUCCAGUCCCUCCCGGAUGGUCAUGUAUCUGCAAGGAGAAUGGACAGAGGAGUAUCUAUGCCUAACAUGUUGGAACCAAAGAUUUUUCCAUAUGAAAUGCUCAUGGUGACCAACAGAGGGCGAAAUAAAAUACUAAGAGAUGUAGACAGAACCAGGCUCGAGCGCCACCUAGCACCUGAAGUUUUUCGAGAAAUAUUUGGGAUGCCAAUUCAGGAGUUUGACAAGUUACCUCUCUGGAGACGCAAUGACAUGAAGAAAAAAGCAAAGCUCUUCUGAAUUGUAUACUCGCCCGCAGUUUAAAAAGAAUGGUGAUGCAUAGGUUAUUAUAUUAUAGACCCCACACUUGAUUGGAGAACUUAGAAACUACCGCUCCUCCACAACAACAAAAAGGGAAAACC
Ornithorhynchus anatinus (platypus) is the source of this 2820-nucleotide messenger RNA. RefSeq names its product actin binding LIM protein 1 (gene ABLIM1). The record is from RefSeq and is a predicted model, not a curated record. Gene Ontology annotation, cellular component: stress fiber; actin cytoskeleton. Bases 377 to 2698 code for a protein of 773 amino acids. NCBI's taxonomy places the organism in Eukaryota, Metazoa, Chordata, Mammalia, Monotremata, Ornithorhynchidae. Gene Ontology annotation, molecular function: actin filament binding. Gene Ontology annotation, biological process: cytoskeleton organization; cilium assembly; lamellipodium assembly. The transcript has 26 exons.